AGCUAGUAUAGUAUGAUUUAGUCAGAAGCCAUAAAUUAAUACACUGUGUAAUAACUAGAUUUAUUUUCUAUACAAAGGAAAGUUAGGUUGCUCCUGAACACUGAAAAGAAUGCUUGGAAUAGCUUGUCUUCUGUCUGUCUGAUGUGAUGGACAUAAAAGACAGCAACUUGCAGCUAUCUAACGUUAACGAAGCUACGAUAUAAUGUUAGACGAUGGCUAGCUUGUAACUAACUAUUCUGAGUACUCAAUCUUGGUGGCUCGCUACUUAUCUAGCUAGCUAGCUAAUUUGCAGUCAUGUCAUUCGUUUCCGCAAACAGCUAAGUCAACGUUAGCUUGCAAUCUUAUUUCAAGCACAUAGCCUAAGAUAAACAAAGAAUAUUGGAACAGAUAACACUAGCUUUUAUAGUUAUAACGUAGCUAACGUUGUAACCGAGCUUUUCUUUUUACAGGGUAAACUGCUGCAGCCAUGUCAGACCCUUGGAAGGAGUGCAUGGACCACUGCCUGGUUGUGACAAAGGAGGCAGGGAAGAUGAUUAGAGAUGCACUGAAGAAGGAAAUCUCUGUCAUGCAAAAGAGCUCCCCAGUGGAUCUUGUGACAGAGACCGAUCAGAAAGUGGAGGCCCUAAUCAUAUCCUCAUUAAAGGAGAAGUAUCCCAAUCACAGUUUUAUCGGGGAGGAAUCUGUGGCUGCAGGAGCUCCCAGCAUUCUCACGGACAACCCCACCUGGAUCAUUGACCCCAUCGAUGGGACCACUAACUUUGUCCACAGGUUCCCAUUUGUAUCUGUGUCCAUUGGGUUUGCUGUUAACAAAAAGAUUGAGUUUGGGAUUGUGUACAGCUGCAUUGAAGAGAAGAUGUAUACAGCACGGAAAGGGAAAGGAGCAUUCUGCAAUGGAGUCCCGAUCAAAGUGUCCGGGCAAGAAGACAUCUCAAAGUCCCUUGUGCUGACGGAGCUGGGGAUAAAGGCAGAUCCUGAGCACUUUAAUGCCAUGAUGUUAAACAUGCGGAAGGUCCUGACCAUCCCUGUACAUGGUAUCCGCUCUCCGGGUAGUGCGGCAGUGAAUAUGUGUCUGGUAGCAUGUGGAUCAGCUGACGCAUACUACCACAUUGGGAUCCACUGCUGGGAUAUGGCUGGGGGUGCUGCCAUUGUUACUGAGGCUGGUGGAGUCAUCAUGGAUGUAACGGGUGGCCCGUUUGACCUGAUGUCUCGCAGGCUGAUCACAGCAAGCAGUAGAGCCAUUGCCGAGCGUAUUGCCCAGCAACUCCAAGUGUUUCCCUGUGGGCGAGAUGACACCUUGGGCUAGAGCACCGGUUUGCACACUCCAAAAUUCAAUUGGACACUUCAAAACAAGCACUACCGGCAUUUGUUUGCGCCUUAAAUUUGGAACAAGUUGGAAACAAUCAAUGACAGGAAUAGUAUUGUGCAGUGCGAGCUUGUGAGCUAAUAGUAGCAGAGGCUAAACAGGAACUUUUGAACUUUGUCCUGAACCUGAUAUGAUUCCUUUGCAUGAUUAGCAAAUGUAUAGAUUUAAAUAAGGUCCUCCAUCUGCAGCUUGAUCGCAUCUAAUGUGUGGCAGCGUUAACUUUGUGUACCUUGUGAGAUUUUGUGUGUUACUGUAUAAUGAAAAGAUUGGAUGGGAUUUAUUUUAUAUGUUGCAUUUUGUUUAUAAGGAAGAGAUUAUAGAUGGGUUCUGCUUCGUGAAAUUUCCAUGUGGAAUGUGCAACGCUUAUGCGAGGUUAUAUCACCUUAAUAGAUUCAAUUAUCCAAAAUACCAUUGGCUGCUGAUGAUCUGGUUUUAUUUUAAAGUGACUUGUUUGUUAUUCAUGCAAAACAGCCAAAAACAACCAACAAUUUAUACAGUAUUUACCGUUAGGCUCUCCUAUUUAAAUCUCACAGGCCUCCACUCUAUUCAGUGCAGAAAGGUGUAAACAGGCAACAUGUUUCUCUGUCAAAUUAAAGCUGAACUAAAAUAACAGUGCAAUAACAUCCUAGCAUAUAAAAACAUGGAAGUGAAAUUGUUUUGUCUUGGUUUCUGACCUUCUGAUUUGGUGUGAGAGACCAAGCAUUUAGCAGCCCAGUAAAGGCCAUCAGAUAGUCCAGUGCUUUCCUCAGCUGGCCAUAUAUUGUCCUGAAGAAUUAAUUGAAGUGCUUCAUUUUGUGCUUUUAAUACUUUUGACAGUUAACUUAAAUACAUAAUUCCUGUGUGUGUGUGUAUUUAAAUUAUUUUUUCCCCCCAUAUAGCCCCAUAUAGUCCCAUAUAGUCCUAUGUGCUCUCAUAGCACCAACUUGCUUUAUUUCCAUUAUUAUGCUAUGUUAAUAAACGUUAUACUUUUUCAGUUUUUAUCCCUUUAAGUUGAUAGAUCACAAUAUUUUCUAACCCUAUUUAAGUGUGAUUUAGCUAAGAAAAUGGUAGUAAUGGCAUUUCAUCUACCUCGUAAAAUUGUUAGGCCAGGAUACUUUAUGGUGAAGGAAAUCUACACUUAUUCACUGUUAAUUUAGAUUCCAGUAACAAUAUUGUCAGUGGUUUUAAUCAUACUACUGUAUACUAUGUCAGUACUUAUUUAUUUGCACUGCAUUAGGGGUUAUACUUACAGUAUGGUGAUGUUGUAUUUUUUCAAGUGGUGGGUCUUUUUUAGGACUUUUUAACUUUAAAUGAUUAGCAUUAUUUCAUUGAUUAUUUGCAACAUUAUUUCACAUAUCAGAUGUACAUUGCGCUGUAUGUGUAUGCACGUAUUCCAUAUUUGAAUUUAAGCCUCUUAUGUUUCUGUCCAUGAUGGUAUUGGGAUGCUAUUCAUGUAUAGCUUACUCCCAGACCAACCUAUAGUCAUUCUAUUAUUUAGAUAGUCCAUUAUCUGACUAUAAAAUGUGUGGGAUUGGUGUUAUUACUGUUUAAAGGGGAGGCCAAAUAAGGGAAGGGAAUUAUAUGUAAUGCAGGAUGUCAGCAGAGCUACUAGGUUCAAUGGAUUUCACAGUUCUGAGCACUGCAGUAUAAGAGAAUGUACUAUAACAGUCAUGUGAAUCCAUGCUGAAUAUCCCAAUGUGUAAUUUCAAUGUAUUAAUGUAAAACUGUUAAACAGUGUUUUGCCAUAUAGUACAGUAAAGGAACAAAGGAAAUGGCAACAAAACAUAAAAUAAUAAAAGUAGCUUUUGAAUCAAA
Conger conger (European conger) is the source of this 3157-nucleotide messenger RNA. Its product is annotated as inositol monophosphatase 1-like. NCBI's taxonomy places the organism in Eukaryota, Metazoa, Chordata, Actinopteri, Anguilliformes, Congridae. The record is from RefSeq and is a predicted model, not a curated record. Bases 467 to 1303 code for a protein of 278 amino acids. Gene Ontology annotation, molecular function: inositol monophosphate 1-phosphatase activity. The transcript has 9 exons. Gene Ontology annotation, biological process: inositol metabolic process; phosphatidylinositol phosphate biosynthetic process; signal transduction.